Molecule: messenger RNA, 4232 nt
Organism: Doryrhamphus excisus (bluestripe pipefish)
Lineage: Eukaryota; Metazoa; Chordata; Actinopteri; Syngnathiformes; Syngnathidae
Gene: stbd1
Product: starch binding domain 1
Cellular component (GO): membrane
Molecular function (GO): starch binding
Source: RefSeq, a predicted model, not a curated record
CCACGCCGUCGUCGUGCACGCAGUCCCAGGAGGCUCGCUCACGCACACACGGACAGACCCACGUCACAUCAUCACGUCUCAUCCUUUUUUUUCCCAAACGCGAUGGCCUUCAAAGGCAGCAACGGCGUGGCCGUGGAGAGACGUGUCGACCUGGCGUCCCUUUUCUGUAUGAUCGGGCGGCACGGUCCGGCCGUGGCUCUGGCCGUGUUCGCUGUGGUGUCCGUGCUGGCGGGCUUCGUCAUCUACCGAACCGUCAGGGGGAAGAGGAGGAGGAAGACCGAAGAAGACAAGAACCCCCUGACGGAGAGAGACGAGUCUGUAACGCAGGCCGGAUCGGAAGCAGAAAGAUCUGCUGCCCCAACAGAAGUUACAAAUGAAGACUCGUUAGAUGUAAGCAACGAGCGUAAAGAGCUGACGGAAACUCACCCUAAAGUCCGGCAACGUCGUGCUACUGCUACUGCUGCUGCUGCUGAGAAGGACUUGUCGCUACGUUCGCCUCCUAAGAGUGACGUCCAAGCACCAGUCAACCGCCAUGAUGCUUCACCUCAGACACGGGGAAUGGAAUCGGUGCCAUCCUCUUCCACUGAAGCAAAUGUGUACUCGGAGGACUGCUGUCCGAUCCUGGCGGGUGAUGCUGGUGUUUGUCACCUCAGUGUGAUAGACGCCGGUGUUAAGGAUGAAGUAUUGAAAGAAUGGGAUCUUACCACAGAUGAGGAUAUUGUCAUGGAGAAAUCCACACAAGAGGGAAACGCUUCUCUUAUGGGGGAAUAUGCUGAUCAUGACAAACAAGACAAUGGAGCCACACUGGAGAUUGAAAGAGUGGAGCUCAACUUGGAAGAAUAUGUCAUUCCAACACACAAGAACCAAAAUCACGAUAUUGAGGAUGUACAUCACCGCCAAGACAUCACUCCGGGAGAGGGGAGAACAAUCGAGGUCAUCCGGGCUGAAGAGGAGAAGAAAGUAGACGUAGAUCUCUUGAAGAACACGCCUGUUAAUGUUGAUGCUCAGUCACCGAAGUUGGAGUAUAACGAGGACCAUAGCCUCACAUGCAACCAAGUGACUGAUGUUCUCCCAGCUAAAGCUGAUACUGCAGAGAGUGGUCAAAUAGGUAGCAGUAGUGAAGACAAAGGCGGGUCAAGUGUCCAAACAAUGGUUGACGAUCUUGUGUCACUUAUCACCUCUGAUGUAAUAGCCCACAUGGACCAGUCAGCAAAUGAUCAAAAAUCACAGAAAGUAGAAGUUCUGACUGUGGAUCAAGAUGGGGCACUUCCAGUAACAUUGGGUCAAAGCAUAACUGGAAUGAUUGGAAAUGGUACAACCACAGCGGAAGAAGAGGCACCGGUUUACCGUAUGUUCCAAACCCAUGUUCUCCUCAGUGAUGAUCAAGAAAGCGUUCAGGAGAUCGACGAUAAUCCAACUGGUCCUGAUACAAUUGGAGAUACAGAUCCAUCCAUUCAGGAACUGAGGGUUGCCUCUGCAGUUGAUACAGAUGCCAGAGACUACAUCCUCCAACAAAAUGGCGAAAAUGAUGAUGAUUUUUCUUUUGUUGUCAUUGAUCCUGCUCUUCACAUGACCCUACCGCUGUGUGAGCCUAGCGAGCUGAGGGAUAACGAUAUCUCAUGUGGUGUCGGUGAAGAGAGCGGAAUAUCCAGCAUGGCCGUCAGUCCUGAUUUGCUAGAUCCCGGCAAUACCUUGGAGCUGCCGUUGAUGGAUCAUGAGCCACGGGACGAGGAGAAACCAGAACCUCCAACUUGCCUCUUGGCUGACGUUGCAACUCUGUCAGGCGUGGAAGACGUUGCAUCAGGAAUGGGGUUUGAACCUCACCCAGAGCCACUAUCUAAACACGGGUCAUUAACAGCGAAUUGGGACCUGGUGAGCCAUGAAGUCCAAAAAGUGGAGGUGGCAAGUGAUGUUUGGAAAAAUCAAGUGGACAUGAAAGUUUCUGAAGGUGCAAGUGUUCGAGAGAAAAUGAAAUGUGCAGAAAAUAAAGACGACGCCUAUGCACAGACUGAAAUAAAUAUCAUGGAGGCAACUAUGGACCAUAACGAGUGGAUCACAGAUGGUAACCAACACCUUCCCUGGAUGAACAUCUCUCUGGGGUCUUCUAGCCAUUAUCCCACAACCCGCCUGCUUCCCACUGAAGAAUGCAUCCACACGGAUCGAGACCCCCCGACUCUCUCUGAAGUCAAGCAAAUAAAUGGACUCCAUGAAAACACAGGAAGUAAGAACGUCAGGGUGACCUUCCGGGUCCACUACUUCACCCAAUCGCCCUUCCAGUCGUUGGCCGUCACGGGGAACCAUCAGGGGCUCGGGAACUGGAAGGGGUUCAUCCCUCUCGAGAGAGCGAAGGACGGACUCUGGGCCGGCAUGGUGAGUCUUCCCGCCGAGAGCCACGUGCAGUGGAAGUUUGUGGUGGUGGACAAGGGGGCGGUGUGUCGCUGGGAAGAAUGCGGUAACAGACUUCUCCAUACCGGACGUGGUGACGACCUGCUCGUGCACAAAUGGUGGGGAUUCCUGUGAGGGGAACGUGAUGACGAGGUACGUUCGAUACCGCAUUGCAUUGCAAUAGUAACUGGGGCUGUUUUCAACACAAAUGUGGUUGUUUUUAUUGUGAGCGAGUGGGACGCAAAGUAGAUUGAUACUCACACAAAUGUCAGACCAAUAGUUGGACCUCGGUACGGCUUUGAAUGCGUUCACAGGCACGGUACACUGCUUUGUUUAGGAAAACUACAUUACAUGUCACUGACACGGUAUUUCUCACCUUGGCACCAGUUGGAUUGUUUUGACGUCACGUUUUACAGUAUGUGUCCAAGCAGCUAAUUAUAUCAUGCACAUUCAAUACUUUGAGAUGUAUUUCUGUAAAAAUCUUCACUUUGUGGCCAUUUUUAUAAAGGUUUCAGCCAAAACUUCCAUUAGAAACAGCCACUUAUUCGAAGAUAAUAUCCCGUUAUUAUGCAAUGAACACCUUUUUUUAAAUGGAGUCAUUUGUAUAAAGACUGUAAUACUGUUUAUGCUGCUGUGAGAGUACAUGCACGCCGUUCACUUUUCUACAUCAGCAAUAAUCAAAUCAAUAACUACUGUGUAUCGAUAUUGUAAACUCUUUUUUUUCUUCCCAGUGCAUGAAACAGUCUCCCUUCAAUCACAGUCCAACAGUGCCUUUUUUAGAAAAAGAAAUAUAUAACUGCAAUCUAUACUCAAAUGAUAUCUUAUUAUGCAAUCUUGUGGUGAUGUUAUUUGGAUGUAUUGUAAAGAACUUGUCAUAAAUGGAAACAUAUGAAUGCAUUUAUUAAAGGCCAGUUAAUUAAAUGUAGCAGUGUCAGUCUUCAAUGAGGACUUUGUGUCUGGGGAAAGGCUUACUAUGCUUCUCUGGAGGUGGACCCGUGCCAUCAUCAAUGCAGUUGUUCCUCUCGCUUGCUUUUGAUGAUUGAUAACUUUGUGGGGACCGAUCCUUGCCUCCUUUUCAUUUUGUUUUUCCACUACGUGGUCCUCGGACAACUCGCAAGUGAUCACCAUCCACCAUAAGCAGAAUAAGAACUUUGGUUCUCAGGAUUUGCUUCUCCGUGCUAUCUAGAGGACCUCUGCUCCUUCUCAGUGUGACUCAUCCACAGGGACGGUAUUGAACGCUGAACUUUGGUACAUUAUCAACAACCUGCAUCUCUGAGCCAAGCGUGGACUCUGGCACUUGUUUGACCCACUUUAAAUGGGUUCAGGGGGGCGAUGCCCCCAGAAAGUGGUGGCUUUUGUGCAGAUGUUAGCUUUGACCACCCUUUCUGUGAUCCAGAACUGAUAACUUUUAUGACAGGUGAAGGUUCUUCCUCUUGUAAUCUAACGGGGCAUGUUCGAGCACAGACUUUGCUGAUGAAAGGGCCAAACUAAACAAAAAAAGAUGUCCAUGUGAUAUUCCGGGUCUCCUCAAAUGCAACACGCUCCCUUGCCUGCUAAUGUGUCAGUACAGAGUGUACGCACUUUCUAAGGUUAAGGCUAAUCCUUUAUUUAGACCCGGGGCUUACAACUGACACCACAAAUCCUGACUCGUGUGUUACUCUGUCAGUCCUGAGAGUCAAGGGGCCACCUCAGUUUGAUGUUCACGCAAAAGUCUGAGCUCCUCAGUUCCACAACGCAGAAGUAGAAGUCGUCUCCUCAAAUAUCGAACAUUUCGUCUAUAGACCGCUCGAUCCACUGCUUCCAAACUCUCCUGCGAGCUUGAUGUUGAUAUCCUUGUCCAAUUUCAG